AGCUGACAGUCGCGCGGGCGAGGAAGCUUUGAGGAUGGCGGCGUCCGCGGCGGUGAUUUUGCCGGAGAGUCCCAGCAUGAAGAAAGCGGUGCCGCUGAUAAACGCAAUAGAUACUGGAAGAUUCCCGCGCCUUCUUAGCCGAAUUCUUCAAAAGCUCCACCUGAAGGCCGAGAGCAGCUUCAGUGAAGAAGAGGAGGAGAAACUUCAGGCUGCGUUCUCUCUAGAGAAACAAGAACUGCAUCUGAUUCUGGAAACAAUAGCGUUUGUUUUGGAGCAGGCAGUGUACCACAACUUGAAACCAGCAGCACUUCAGCAGCAACUGGAGAAUAUUCAUCUUACACAAGACAAAGCAGAAGCCUUUGCCAACGCUUGGUCGACUAUGGGUCCAGAAACGGUUGAAAAGUUCAGGCAGAGGAUUCUGGGUCCUCACAAGGAUGCCUUUUUCUUCUGA
Molecule: messenger RNA, 451 nt
Organism: Microtus oregoni (creeping vole)
Lineage: Eukaryota; Metazoa; Chordata; Mammalia; Rodentia; Cricetidae
Product: COMM domain-containing protein 10-like
Exons: 5
Coding region: 35-451 (138 amino acids)
Source: RefSeq, a predicted model, not a curated record